Molecule: messenger RNA, 1086 nt
Organism: Oncorhynchus masou masou (cherry salmon)
Lineage: Eukaryota; Metazoa; Chordata; Actinopteri; Salmoniformes; Salmonidae
Product: mediator of RNA polymerase II transcription subunit 21
Exons: 5
Coding region: 217-765 (182 amino acids)
Biological process (GO): regulation of transcription by RNA polymerase II
Cellular component (GO): mediator complex
Molecular function (GO): transcription coregulator activity
Source: RefSeq, a predicted model, not a curated record
GGUAUACAGCUAACCUUCAGAGUUUGACUCUUGUUCCAGUGACUGAUCAGUGGACACCAAAAUGAUGUUUGCAAAGUAUUCGAACAGGGUACUUUAGCUAGCUGAUAAUUACGACAACCUACUGACUGUCGCAAUCGGAAUGAUGUUGUUAGACAGUUGUCAGUCAGAUACUAGCUAGCGAAUCAACAAGGUUAGCUAGCUACAGUAGCUAGUUAAAUGCUACGGAAAUCAGGUGAAUCGAUCACUGAAAAUACAAGCAAACAGAAGCUGCAAGAGUCUCAUUCUGCCCGGAAAUCCAAUUUUGGAGAAGUGGGAGAAACAACAAAGAUGGCGGACAGGCUAACGCAACUUCAAGAUGCAGUCAAUUCGCUUGCUGAUCAGUUUUGCAAUGCAAUCGGGGUGCUGCAGCAGUGUGCGCCGCCAGCUUCGUUCAGCAACAUACAGACAGCAAUCAACAAGGACCAGCCAUCGAACCCCACUGAGGAGUAUGCCCAACUAUUUGCUGCACUCAUUGCCCGGACAGCUAAGGAUGUGGACGUGCUGAUUGACUCACUGCCUAGUGAGGAGUCCACGGCAGCUCUACAGGCGGCCAGUCUGCGGCAGUUGGAGGAGGAGAAUCAUGAUGCAGCGGCACGUCUCGAAGAGGUGGUAUACCGAGGGGACUUGCUACUGGAAAAGAUCCAAAGCGCCCUGGCUGAUAUUGCUCAGUCACAACUUCGUACUCGCAGUGGAGGGCCCAGCCAGACCACACCGCCUGAAUCAUGACUCCCACACAUGGGGCAAAGACAUUCUCACAUCACUUUCUCACAUAAAUACACCAUAGGGCGCAAAUGUGUACAGAAAAUCAAAUAAAGAACCCACUGGGUGGACCUGAACAGCUGACCUCUCAAGGAUGUGAAUCUAUGGAAAAUACUUCUUGCAAUAUGUGAGUGGGACAUUGGGAAGUUGGUGCUUGGGGAAUUCAGUGAGGCAAGCCAUGAACCCACAUGUUUCUUUACACAAGGACCUUGAGUUCUGCCAGCAAGGAACUGUUUACUCUGUCCUUUUCUUAGCACACUAUUUUGGAUUAAAAAGCACUGCUCCGUU